Amoebophrya sp. A25 is the source of this 8996-nucleotide messenger RNA. The record is from the annotation of a GenBank genome assembly. Lineage: Eukaryota; Dinophyceae; Syndiniales; Amoebophryaceae.
CAAGAAGUAGCAGUAGAUGAAGCAGACGUGCUUGUUCUAUUGUAGUUCUACAUCUACUUGCAGUUGUAAUACUAAAUAUAGUGAAUGAUCACAAUCCCGACCAACAACACCUAAAAGAUGCCAGUGUCGUCCAGUCCGAGUCGUGUGCCUGUGGGCGCCACAGGCACUGGAUCUAUCUCUACGAAGAAAGAGUCCUUGCUUGGAACGCCAUCGCCUCAGAGGGAAGGCCACGAGGACCUGAAGCUCAACGAAGACACAUCAAAAGAAUUGGCUAUCGAUGGCGAAGGUCACGAGGACAUGGAAGUUGACAGUGAAGAUGCUGCGAAGAAGAAGGUAGAUGCAGCAAUAGAUGACUUCUACAGUUCUACUUUCUGCCCAGCAGGUGGCCAAGUUAAAAGUGCAGGUCCUAAAGAAGUCCAUCGCGGAGAUCUUGAUGAGCUUGACCGAGAAAAUGCUGAGGAGGUUGACCGAGAAGAUGCUCUUGAGCUCGACGGAGAAGGUUUUGAAGUCGAUGCCUUACCUGAGGAUUUUGGUGAUGUACAUCACACCAGAACCUACAAAAAAACGCGUCGUAAGAAAUGGCCAUUUCCACGUCGUGUGACUACGAGGCUCGAACGGAUAAAGCUAGUUCUCCGGAAGUUCGACAAGGACAAAGUCGUUGGCGAGAUGAUGGCGUCGCUGUGUGUCGAUUGUUUCCGGAAGCCUCCUGGGACACGAACUGAGGUAGAAGAAGAAACGCUUGAAAUGAUGGCCACGGCGUUAAAUAAUAUCCUUCGCAACUUCAUGGAGGACAUGCGCAAAGAGUUUAAGCCCUACUUUGACCUCCUACAAGAACUACAGGUUGCUGUGUUCCAAGAACAAAGCGAGGCGAAAAAAGUUACGUUGAUGAUAUUAAGGAUAUCUAGUUCUCUACAACCUCUAGUGUCUCCUGAAGAUGUUGAAUCUGUUUGUGCUGAAAUAGGCAUCGAUCUAGAAGUUCUAGAACACCUAGAUUGAUAGAUGAUGCAUUGGUACAACCUAUAAAUAUGUAUAUCUUGAAGCUCUCUACUGCAGCACCAGGGCUCUUGAAGAUCUUUGUUCCUCCAGUCUUCCAUCUUCCACAUUCUCCUUCUCUAAGAUCAAACUACAGACUGCCUUGCAGCAGCUAAAGAAGGCACGAGAAGAGGAACAUGGGUGCCUGACUGCGUGUGAAGAGGUGCAAAAAGCGAAGCGCGAGUUUCAGAGGAAGAUGGAGUUGACUGUUACCAAAGCAGUAAACGACUCGAUGUCCGAGAUCAGCUUGCUCGAGCAAGGCUACGAAAAAUUCCUGCACCUCCGAGACCGACCGCCGAAAUCAAGGGAGACAAGAGUCCGCAUGCUACAGCUGAUGGCAGUGUUCUUUCAAACCUUAGGAAUAAGAGAUGUGGCUCCUUUUCAUGCAGCCUUGGUGAAGGAAAAGAGCGAGCGGACUACAGGAGGAUGUGGAGGAGGAGAACAAUCUGCUUCACCUCCAGCAUGUUCAGGAGCAACCUCUUCAUCGACCACGUCCUCGAGGGCAACAGCAGAAGCAGCUUGUUCAGGAGCAACCUCUUCAUCGACCAAGUCCUCGAGGGACGAAACAGCAAAAGCAGCAGCAGAGUACAGUGAUCAAGAACUACUCCAUGCACUGGAUGUCCGAUUUCAGACGGUCUUAGAACAACGUCGACGCGCGUGUGGCCAGCAUGGACAUUCUGUGACUGUGAUGCAGGACGAACUCAAAAUUUGGCACAGCAAAAUCACAGCGGCGAAGGAGAAGCUGACAGCUGCUCAGACAGCCUUAACGACAGCACAAGAAGACGCACGGACAAAGACGAAAGCAUACGAAUGCUGUUUUGAGCGCCAAGACGUGCUAUAUGCGAAGAAAGAAGUGUACGAAGCUCAGGAAGACUAUGCGCGUGUGGAACGACAUCGUAGGUUGAUAGCAGACGCAGUUCGAUUCUUUGGCGACUUGCGAAAGCGUGACGCGACAAACGAGAAAGAAGACUGGUCACCGGUGAGGAAAAUCGAAGUCGAGGAUGAGGACGUCAAUCACAACCUUUCCACGGACAAGGAAUUGAAUCUCGAGGACGCUGACAGUGGUGCUGCUCAUCUCCAGCCACAACAGUGUGGGGGCGAAGCAACUGAAAAAACACGUAGCAAAAGAAAACCCGGCAGGCCAAGAAAAAAACCAGACUCUCUAGUAGACUCUCAUUCUCACGGGGAAGAAGUAGGAGCUACAGCUAGUUCCUCAUCUUCAACGUGUUCAUCUUCUACCACAGGGAGCACAACUCAAAGAGCAAAGAAAGGGUCAUCCACCAAGCAGAAUACAACUUCUGCAAAACGGAGAAAAGUAGAACUUCCGACUAUCAUGGAAGAGGAGGAAAUUACAGAUCUGAAUGAGUACGAGGAUGAGUGGUUCCCUGGAUUCGGUGAUGGUCAUCAAGAGGAUGAUUUACUUGCAGAUGAUAAAGAUGCCGAAGAUGUUGCUAAGGGUGCGUCGAAUAAAACCAAGGGUGUGAACAAAAAGAACAAGAAAACUACAACUUCAUCUUCAUCAUCUAGCACUACGUCUACAAAAGGAAAUCGAGGUCGAAACAAGGGUGCUAAAAAAGACAGUGGUAAGAAAGACCUGGACAAGAACCGGAAGGCUGCGAAAAAAGCAGCACGUAAAAACGAGACUGAGGAAGAAAGAAAACUCCGAAAAGAAGCCAAGGCUGAAAAGAAAAGACGCAAAGAUGAGCAUACAAUUAGCGGAGGAGAGUGAGCAGUUGUAAAAGUGUUGGUCAUGUAUGGUUCAAGCCUCUCGGAUGUCGUGGCGUUCUGUUCUCAGUGGCUCACACAAAGCCUCGUGCUCGACUGUCAUCGGGAUGAUCUCGCAAGACAUGAAUGUCAAUGAUCAUGAAUGCUACUUCCAAUGCACACUCAAUGCAAAUUCAAUGCAUAAUCAUAAUGGUCAAGGUAUAGACUAGGCACGGCUAUACUGAUCCUAGUCGUAUGAUGCAUGUUCAGUCCGAUCCCUUCUGACAUGCUUAUGUUGAUGAUGUGUGAUUCAUCGACCCAAUGAACCAAACAGGGACUACACCAGCCAGAGAUCGCAAGUCUCAGGCAGGAGUAUCAAGAUUUGCUUGCAUUCAAGAUUCUGACUUUGUGUUUCCACUGAGAAACGAACCAAGGCACGGAGGCCUGUGCUCUUGUGGUCCAGCACUGGUCUAACCCUUGAGCGGCAAAAGUAAAAUAAAACUGGAAGUAGUGUAGUAAAAUAAACAAAUCCAUCAAAAUGCCCUGCGAGGCCAGGGAGAUCCUCAAGAAGUUGGGACAGAAGUCCGACUGGCGCGAGUGGCAACGAGCUGUACGUCAAGAAGCUAGUCGCCUAGGCUUACUUGAGAACUACACGAAUGUAGUCAACGUGCCGGCCGUUCCACAUGGUAUACCGCAAGGUAAUGCCAGUCGUGAAGAAACGACCCGCCAGAAGUGGCGCAACCUGAAAGACGUAAUCAUACGAAGUCUGAAAGGUGCGGCCAAGUCGUUCGUCGACAAUCGGAAUAACGAUGGCGCGGUGGACGAGAUGGAUGCUGGUGAAGUUGUUGCUCUACUUCGUGAUCAAGGGAACUUCAACGCAAACAAUCGCCAGGAGCAGCGCAUGAAGGUCAAGCCGUUGUCGGAGGGACUGACGAAGUUCCACAACAGCGACCAGCCUGCAGAUGUCAAGGAGUUCCUCUCGAAGAUCCGCGACAUCAUGAACCAAUCGCCCACCGUCUUCCCGCCGGAUGCAGAUCUGCCCGACGCUGACCAACAGAACGGAGCGAUCCUGCUGAAGUUGCCCGAGUUGUUCUGCAAGAACUUCAGAGCGACUAUCGAGCGGAUGCAAGAACAAGAUGGCCUGACAUUUGACCAAAUUGAAGACCGACUUGAGAAACGUCUCACAACGUUGAUCGAGGAGGGAACCUACAAAAUUGAGAACGACUCCUUCGGGAAAGCGUUUCCGGUCAAUGUUCAGGAAACCUCGAACAAGCGUCCUCGUGAUGAUAAGAAUGAGGAUGGUGACGAGGUAGAGGCCAAUAAGGCAGAUGGUAAGACCUUCAUUUCCGCUAACGCCCUCAAGCGUUUCAAGCAGAAAGAAAAGAAGAAGGCAAUCGCCGAGGUCUACAACUCCUACGGGUACCAACCCAAAGGAGGAAAGAACGGCGGACAAAAGCCGAAGAAAGAUAAAGGGAAAGGAAAUAAGAAUACCUAUCCACCCCGCUGUGCUUGCUGCCACAAGGUCGGACACAAGUCCUCCGAGUGCUGGCAUAACACACAAGCCCUUCAACAGGGACAGGGAAGUUGGACUACCGGAGCCUCAUCUAGUAGCUCUAGAGGCAAAGGUGGAAAGGGUAAUAGCAGUGGUAUGAUCCACAUGUCGCAGGUUGCGGAGAUGCUCAACAUCAUGAACUCGCACAACCGAAGCUGAGCGAUGGAACCGUACGAAUUUGGGAAGUGUUCGCUGAAUUUCGAAGAAGAUGAAAUAAUAACAAAUGUUGUUAACUAUGCUGAUAGCUACAAAACAGAUGGAUAUAGUUUCACAACAUUGAACACUAGAACAUCAGAAGAAGCAACUCUAGUCGAUAGUUGUGCAAACAAAUAUCUAUCACGACACAAAGAUGAUUUCGAUGAAAUUGGUAACAACAUCUGUAGAAUAACAGGUAGUGCAGGUACUAAAGACGGAAAAGUCGGAAAACUCAAGAACAACAUACUUGGACUAAAGAAUGGAGUUUACUAUGAUUCUCUACCUGGAAACAUAGAUCGCAUAUUACCACGGUUAGGAGACGGAAACUGCUCGCAAUUAGGGUGGGAGUUCAAUUUCAGAGGCACUGGUGGUUGUAUCGUGCACACGGACACCGGCCAGAUGCUACCCAUCAGAGCUCACCCACGCUCCCAUCAGAGCUCGCCCACGCUUGCAGCUACCCGUACUCGCAUGUAAUUUCUUUGAAAACAAACAUGAAACUGGUUUCACUUGCGCAUCCAUUGAAGAAGGUGUCUCUAGUUGCUAUCUUACGAGAUUAGAACUACACAGGAGAUGUGGACACUUUCACAUAGAUGGUCUACAAGUUAGUUGCCCAGAAUGUGACCUACAUAAAGGACAACGAAAAUCCCAAGCAAACUCUAGAGAUAUGACCACCUACAAACCUGAACCCCUCAAACUACUUGCAAUAGACUUUGCUGUAGGGAUAAAACCUGUUUCAGUAAGAUCUAUGAGAUGUGUUCUAGUUGUCAUAUGUGACGUAAUUAAGAAGGCGUUUUGUCGACCGCUGAGGCUUAAAAGUGACUGCGUGGAGGAAAUAGACCAAGUCAUAAAAGGCAUUCGACAGGACUACUCCUUAUCGCUAGAUGACAAGGUAGUAUGGUUCAUCCGGAGGGAUGGCGAACCAGUCCUCGGUAGUGAUGACAUGACCAAACUCAUGCAAUCGCUGCGGGUCUCAGACAGUCCGGCUGUUCCUUAUAGUCCGGAAAUGAGUGGGACUGUUGAACGUUUUAUGCGGGCCUUGUUUGGCAGCGUGAGAACAAUGCUAACGAAGGUUGAUCGACGUCUUUGGUGUUACUGUGUUGAAUACGCUAGUGACUGCUGGGAUCGUCUUCCGCAUAAUUACGCUAAAAUGCCAGAACAUGAUGGAAAGAGUCCAAUAGAGAUUCUAGAAGCAAGAACUGGUAGAAAUUCUUCCAAAAGCAAAAUCGGCAUGCUCCGCCGAUUUGGUUGUCUUGUUUACUUUCGUGAACAAAUCCAAGCCAACACUCCUGAACCCAAGCUCUCGGCCAAAUAUCGCCGUGGCGUCUUCCUUGGACUCUGUCCGAAGUCGUCUGGUUGGUUGGUUGCUACUUUCGCUCAUGACGAUCGUUGCAAGCUUGGAUAUCGAUGGGCGGAAUGCUCUACCCUAGAUGCCAAGUCCAGAGAGGAUUAUCUAAUAAAGGACAUAGACUGGCUAACGCCAGAUAGAAAGGGCUUUUACUAUGAGUGCGACGAACUGGAAAACUUGCAGUGUGGAGCGUCGUCGCUGGGCUCCCCCUUGAUUGGGCAGUCAGUGCAAAGGCUGGAUCAGCAAUCGGGGUUCUCUGGCACGGAGCGCACCUCAGGUGGGCCGACCGGUAUUCCCGAAGAACUAUAUGCUGAAACCUUAGACAAGAAGGCUGAAUCCGACGUGGCUGACUCUUCUGAAGGUGUUUCACUUGAGGAGGGGAAAGUUGAAACGAAGGGUCGGAUCUCUGACUCACCUAGUCCGACUAGAUCGAAAGCGCUAUCUCCCGCACGUGUUGUGGCAGGCGAACGCCAUACACACGGCAAGAAGCGUGGCCGACCGAAAGGAGCCAAGGACAAGGCUGGAGGAAGGAUUCGUAGAACAAAGAAACAGAUAGAAGAACUCAGAAAGAGUUUAGCGCUGUUCGCAAGUGCUAUUGGUGGCACGUGUGAGAUAGACGAAGAUGAGGAAAUCGUCGAAUCACAUGUGAUGCUGUCCGUUGCCAAUGCAUUAAAGAGUCCUGAAGCUGAAAAGUGGAAGGAAGUCAUUGACAUUGAGCAUGCGAGACUACUAGCCUUUAAAACGUGGGAAGAAGCUACUGGCGAGCAGCUAGCAACCGCGUUACGGGCUCUACCAAUUGCCAUCAUACUAACAAGAAAGAGAUGUGGAAAAUACAAGGCAAGAGCCUGUGUACUCGGUAAUUUAGAUCGUUCGGGAGAGCUAAACACCUUUGCUCCCGUGGUAUCGCAUGCCGCUAAUAGGUUGCUCCUCACUUCUGCUGCGUCAGAGGGGGACUAUGUGAUCCCGUUCGAUUUAGAUUCAGCGUUCCUCAAUGCUGAACUCGAUCGAGAUGUCUACUGCCGCCUUCCACCCAUCUGGGCGGAGCAGCAUGGAUACGAGAUCGUGAAGCUCAAGAAAGCUCUAUACGGCUUGAAGGACGCACCACGAGCAUGGUUCAAGAGGUAUCACGAGAUUCUAGCCAGUCUUGGUUGGGAGCCGUGUACUUCUGCGCCUGGAUUGUGGCGCAAACCGAGCAGCAAAGCACCGGGGAAGUUCCUGAAGAUGUCUGUCUAUGUAGAUGACAAUCUUGCUACAGGUCCUGACCAAGAUGAGCUCAAGACCGAACUAGACCUCAUUUUCACACGUGCUCCAGGCCGUGCGAUUGAAGUCGAGUCAAUUCUAACCCCCUGGGGUCUCGAAUGGCUAAAGUUCGACUUCUUAGGUGCGAUCGUGUACUAUGGCCGUGAAGCUAAGUCGUUCAGACUGUGCAUGGAGCAGUACAUCGAUAAAAUUGCUAAGAAGUACGAAGUUCAACUAGGGAAACCGGUUUACUCGCCCAACUUUGACGAAACAACUUUUCUUGAAGACGGGAUCAAGAUAGUUGAUGGGUAUCCCUUUCGUGAGGUAGUUGGUGCCUUACUAUGGGUAGCUGUAACCGCGCGCCCGGAUAUCUCUGUUCCGGUAGCGGCGUUGGCUAGACAUGUCAGUAAACCCACGUCAACAAGAAUGGCCAAAGCAGCCAAGAAAGUCCUAAAAUGCCUGGCGUCAACAAAAGACCAAGGAGUAGAAUACUCACCAGAAAAGGAAGAAGAAUUCGACAAAAUAUAUGAGAAACUUCUACCAGAAGGCAGAGACAUGCCAGAAGUAAACAUAUUCAGUGAUGCUGGUUUCGCGAACUGCAUCAAAACAAUGAGGAGCACUAGCGGCUCCAUAGUGUACUUAUGUACUACAAAGGUACACCCAUAGCAUGGAGAAGUAACCGACAAACGGUUAGAGCCUACUCAACGGCAGAGAGUGAGUAUAUUGCAGCCUCUGACACGAUAGUGCCUGCUCAGUGAGAUGCAUGACUUCACAGACUUCUAUAGGCCUCUUCCAACUCAGUUGGUACACACACAGAACGGCUUGUCUCCCUCCUUAGACAAUGCUGUACUGUGGAUAGACAACCAGUCUGCGAUCACAACAGCCAAAGCAACAGACACUCGCCCUAAAAGUAGACGCUAUGCUUUACGUUGUCUAAGAGUGCGCGACGCUGCUAGUAAGAUCGUGCUCUGUCCUACCAACUUGAUGAAGCAAGGCAGACCCACUUUCGAAACUAACCUGCAGUGCCACUCAGCGUAGACUUAUCCUACACCACGUAGAUAACCCAAUAACUACAAGUAGAGAAGAUGACUGUGAUUCCUCUGAUGAUGAAACGGAAGAGGAUGACUUAGCUUACUAUAGCGUAAUAUAUUCGGUUUAUUUUGGUUUCUAAACCACCGUAGCCAAGUCACAUACACUAAACAAGAGAUGUGACUACCGUGACUCAACACACAGUGAGGCGGUCACGUGAGACGGACUGCUACCCCCAUCGAUUGAGGAGGGGUGUUGGUCAUGUAUGGUUCAAGCCUCUCGGAUGUCGUGGUGUUCUGUUCUCAGUGGCUCACACAAAGCCUCGUGUUCGACUGUCAUCGGGAUGAUCUCACAAGACAUGAAUGUCAAUGAUCAUGAAUGCUACUUCCAAUGCACACUCAAUGCACAUUCAAUGCAUAAUCAUAAUGGUCAAGGUAUAGACUAGGUACGGUUAUACUGAUCCUAGUCGUAUGAUGCAUGUUCAGUCCGAUCCCUUCUGACAUGCUUAUGCUGAUGAUGUAUGAUUCAUCUUACCCAAGCCAAUGAACCAAACAGGGACUACACCAGCCAGAGAUCGCAAGUCUCAGGCAGGAGUAUCAAGAUUUGCUUGCAUUCAAGAUUCUGACUUUGUGUUUCCACUGAGAAACGAACCAAGGCGCGGAGGCCUGUGUUCUUGUGGUCCAACAAAAAGCCAACUGUUCUUCCGUACUCCUCGUGCUUUCUAGUUCUUCUGAUCGUGACAUAUUACUUCAGAAAAAAUUCUCUCCGUAGACAUUUUUUCAAUAGUGGAACUUACUAAGAAAUACCUCUGACAACAAGCGAAACUAAAUUUGAACUACCUCUGACAACACAAGACAAUCCGACAGCAUGCCAAAUCAAUGUUGUAAUCGAUUGUGUCCG